AAAUCGAUUUUGCGUUAUGACAUGACUAUUCACGCAUGAUCGCGAAAUUGCAUUCGUGUUACCACUGACAUCUAUGAGCCAUCAGUGGAAUGUCUGCUUAGAAGAUUUUCUAACUUGUAAAUCGCGAUUGUACAAUACAUUUUCUCACGAUGUCCCAUGCUGGUAUAUAAGGCACGGAAGAGACAGGAUCUAUAUUAAACAUUGUACACAACUACAAACAGGACAAUCAUAUUGCCGGUUACAGUAAGAUAUCAUUAUAUCAGAAGAUUAUAACGGAGCAUUUUCUACAGAAUGUAAAUCACUUAUCGUGGCGCCAUACAUUUAAUUUCAACACCAUCUUGCAUCUAGUAAUUACUUUUUAAGCUCAUCAGUGGAAAAAAGGAAAGAAAAGAAGGGAAAUGACUACCGGAUUGAAAACAAUGGAGUUUCUAAGAUUAGGACGACGAGUUCGUCGACGCCUAAACGCCCGAAAUGUGAGUGAUCAUCUUCUUGCCGACGGCGAGGAAAAGGAAAAAAAGGUCGCAUUGAAUAUCGACACAAAAAUGUUGAAGAUUGGAUUCAUAGGAGGCGGUAAGAUGGCUCAGGCUUUGGCCAAAGGUUUCAUUCGAGCUGGGUUGAGCAAAGGUGAAAUGAUGCUGGCCAGUUGUCUCCCGAAUGACGUGGGCAGUAUAGAUGCGUUUAAGGAAAUUGGAUCAAAUACUGUAUUUUCAAAUGCACCUGUUGUUGAUUAUGGAGACGUUUUGAUUUUAUCAGUAAAACCACAAGUUGUUCCGAUGGUCCUCCCGGAUUUAAAAAAUUACAGAAAACUUCUACUUUCUAUUGCUAUGGGUAUUCCAUUAGCGUUGCUAGAAAAGGCUGUGCCAGACGGAACACCGGUAAUCAGAGUAAUGCCCAAUACACCAGCCAUUGUAGGUUGUGGUGCUACGGUAUACGCUCGUGGAAAACAUGCCGGCGAUAAAGAAGCCGAAAUAGCAGAAAAAUUAUUUUCCUCUGUGGGUUUAUGCGAAGAAGUAUCUGAAAAUUUAAUUGAUCCCGUUACAGCUUUAGCGGGUUCAGGACCUGCUUAUGUAUAUAUGAUGAUAGAAGCUUUGGCCGAUGGAGGCGUAAAAAUGGGUCUUAUGAGACCAGUCGCGUAUAAGCUAGCUGCACAAACAGUUCUUGGUGCUGGUACUAUGGUUCGAGAUACGAAAAUACAUCCAGGACAACUUAAAGAUGAUGUAGCGUCACCAGCAGGAUCUACCAUAACUGGAAUACAUUAUUUAGAACAACAUGGAUUGAGAUCAGCUGUAAUUGGAGCAGUUGAAGCAGCAACAAAGAGAUGUAAAGAAGUUAGUUCACUUUCAGAGAAAGAUUAGAUUGGUUGAACGGUAAAGAAAGAGAUAUAGUUGAUGAAGAAAUUAAGAAACAAGGAAAGUAUUGUAGUAAUCCUUAAUGUCGUAGAAAAGAAAGUAAAUCAUAGUAAUAUUUUGCAAUCUAGUAAGUACAUUUUCAUUUGUAGUUUCAUCGUCGUCGUGUUUUAUAAGAAAUAUGUAACGUAAUUUUUAAAAAACACUUUGUAUAUUUUGUACAUAAUUCUUUUAAAUUGGUAAAUGUUAAAAUUAUUGUUGUAUGUUUAAAGCCAAGCGCUUGAAAGUAAUAGAUCUGUUAUUUUUUCAUAGUAACAUAUUUUGUAAUGGAAGUGUAUAAAAAUGUAUAUAAAUAUGUCUUGUAUUUAAUAAUAACAUUUUUACGCUUA
Messenger RNA from Bombus pyrosoma, 1735 nucleotides. RefSeq names its product pyrroline-5-carboxylate reductase 2-like. Lineage: Eukaryota; Metazoa; Arthropoda; Insecta; Hymenoptera; Apidae. Gene Ontology annotation, molecular function: pyrroline-5-carboxylate reductase activity. Gene Ontology annotation, biological process: L-proline biosynthetic process. Bases 399 to 1355 code for a protein of 318 amino acids. The record is from RefSeq and is a predicted model, not a curated record. The transcript is spliced from 9 exons.